Pediculus humanus corporis (human body louse) is the source of this 492-nucleotide messenger RNA. RefSeq names its product Negative cofactor 2 beta, putative. Gene Ontology annotation, biological process: chromatin remodeling; negative regulation of transcription by RNA polymerase II; positive regulation of transcription by RNA polymerase II. Gene Ontology annotation, molecular function: TBP-class protein binding; general transcription initiation factor activity; core promoter sequence-specific DNA binding. The transcript is spliced from 3 exons. Gene Ontology annotation, cellular component: negative cofactor 2 complex. The record is from RefSeq and is a predicted model, not a curated record. Lineage: Eukaryota; Metazoa; Arthropoda; Insecta; Psocodea; Pediculidae. The coding region runs from base 1 to 492 and encodes 163 amino acids.
AUGGCAUCAUCUAGUGCUAUUCCGCCUUUGGAUGAUGAUGAGCUUACCCUACCUAGAGCUUCUAUAAAUAAAAUGAUUAAAGAAAUACUUCCAAAUAUUCGAGUUGCGAACGAAUCAAGAGAAUUAAUAUUAAAUUGUUGUACUGAAUUUAUUCAUUUACUUUCAUCAGAAGCAAAUGACAUUUGCAAUUCACAACAAAAGAAAACAAUUAAUUCAGAACAUGUUUUACUUGGCAAAUUAGGAUUUGGUGAUUAUAUUCCCGAUGCUGAUGCAGUUUUACAAGAUUGUAAAGCUGUAGCUGCUCAACGUAAAAGGCAAAGCACACGAUUGGAAAAUCUUGGAAUACCUGAAGAAGAAUUGUUAAGACAGCAACAGGAAUUAUUUGCUAGAGCUAGAGAAGAACAAGCUGCUGUAGAACAACAGCAAUGGCAACACAUUCAAAAUUCAUCUCAAGCUCCAUCGUUAGACAACGAAGAUGAAGAUUAUUGUUAA